AUGGAGCAAAAUGGUCUUGAUCACGAUAGCAGAUCUAGCAUCGAUACGGCUAACAAUGACACUCAAAAGACUUUUUUAAAAUUCAGAUCUUACACCCAAUUGAGCGAAAAAUUGGCAUCCAAUCCUUCAUAUGCGACAUCACGACCAAACGAUGAUAGUUCUAAAGGGGUAGCUACUGCAGUGUCGCAAGGUUCCGGAUCUAUAAUCUCAUGGACAACUUUAACUCACGUAUAUUCGAUUUUAGGUGCCUAUGGAGGGCCCACGUGUUUGUAUCCGACGACGACGUAUUUUCUGAUGGGCACUUCCAAGGGAUACGUACUCAUUUUCAAUUAUAACGAGCAUUUGCAAACAAUCCUAGUGCCGACCCUAUUCGAGGACCCUUCAGCUCACUCAAUAAGAAGCUCAGUGAAAUCGAUCGUGAUAUGUUCGGAUGGCACCCAUGUAGCUGCUUCAUAUGAAAGUGGAAAUAUAUGCUUAUGGAAUUUGAACGUAGGAUAUAGAGUAAAAACCGCUUCUGAACCAACAAAUGGUAUGUCCCCAACGCCCGCCUUACCGGCAAUCCUACAUAUCGAUGACCAUCUAAACAAGGAAGUUACAGGAUUAGACUUUUUUGGCGCUCGACAUACAGCCCUAAUUGUUAGCGAUAGAACAGGUAAAGUAUCACUCUAUAACGGCUACAGAAGAGGUUUUUGGCAAUUGGUUUAUAAUUCCAAAAAAAUCUUAAAUGUGAAUUCAUUUAAUGAGAAACUGAUAAGAUCAAAGUUGUCUCCCUUAAUAUCACAGGAGAAAAUAUCCACUAAUUUGUUGAGCGUACUUACUACUACUCAUUUUGCCCUUAUUUCAUUAUCUCCACAUGUUUCUUUGAUUUUCCAGGAAACUAUUGAACCUUCAAUACGAAACUCCCUUGUGGUGAAUAGUUCGAUUUCGUGGACUCAGAACUGUUCCAUGGUUGCUUAUUCUGUAAACAACAAAAUUUCCAUUAUUUCCCUGUCUUUAUCUGACCUCAAUGUUCAAUCCGCUACACAUUCAUCUGAAUUUGCCGAAUCUAUAUUAUCUAUUCAAUGGAUUGAUCAGCUCCUACUAGGUGUUUUAACAAUAUCCCAUCAAUUUUUGGUAUUGGAUCCUCAACAUGAGUUCAAAAUCCUUUUGAGACUGGACUUUUUGAUUCACGAUUUAAUGAUCCCACCUAAUAAAUAUUUUGUAAUAUGCAGAAGAAGUUUUUACUUGUUAACAAACUACGCAUUCAAAAUCGGUAAAUUUGUUUCCUGGUCAGAUAUUACUUUAAGACAUAUAUUAAAAGGUGAUUACUUAGGCGCAUUGGAGUUUAUCGAAUCUCUUCUGCAACCUUAUUGCCCAUUGUCAAAUCUGUUGAAAUUAUACGAUGAUAAGGAAGAAAGGGCUAAACAGCUUAUGGAGCCAUUUUAUAAUUUGUCUUUGGCUGCUCUAAGGUUUCUUAUAAAAAAAGAUAGUGCAGACUACGAUAGGGUUUACCAACUAUUAAUGGUUGUGGUUCGUGUUUUUCAGCGAUUUUCCAAGAACUCAGGCACGCUUCCUCCUCUGGAGGUCUUCCUGGAGCAAGGACUGGAAUUCUUUGAGUCCAAAGACAAUGCAGUAUACUUUGAAGUUGUGGCAAACAUUGUUGCACAAGGAUCUGUUACGUCAAUUUCCCCAGUCCUUUUCAAGUCCAUAAUUGAUUACUAUGCUAAGGAGGAGGAUUUAAAAGUAAUCGAAGACUUAAUUAUUAUGUUAGAUCCCAUUACACUAGAUGUUGAUCUUGCAGUCAAAUUAUGCCAACAUUAUAAUCUGUCUGACUUAUUAAUAUACAUUUGGAACAAGGUUUUUGAUGACUACCAAACCCCGCUGGUAGACUUGAUAUACAGAAUUUCUAACCAAAGUGAAAAAUGUAUCAUUUUCAAUGGUCCCCAAGCACCCUCUGAAACGACUAUAUUUGAUUACCUAACGUAUAUUCUUACUGGUAGACAGUAUCCACAGAACCUACCCUUAUCACCCAGUUCUAAAUGCAUUGAAGUUCAAAGAGAACUAUCCGCUUUUAUUUUCAGCGGUUAUUCUAUAAAAUGGCCAAUGAACAGUGACCAUAAACUUUACAUAUGUGAUGAUCCCGAAGAAGAGCUCGCUUUUCCUUACUUUAACCUUUUAUUGAAAUCUAAUCCUAACAGAUUUUUAGCUAUGCUUAAUGAAGUGUUCGAAGCAUCUCUAUUCAACGAUGACAAUGAUAUGGUAACAUUAAAUGGAGAACCUGAAUCAAUCAGUAGGCAAUAUAUUAUUGACCUGUUAUUGGAUAUUAUGAAAUCCACGGAACAUUGUAAUGACAUCAGGGUACUUGUUGCAAUUUUCAUUGCAACUAGUGUAUCAAAGUAUCCUCAAUUCAUUAAGGUAUCUAAUCAAGCGCUAGAUUGCGUUGUUUGUACCAUAUGCUCCUCCAAGGUUGAAGGUAUAUAUGAUAUUUCUCAAAUAGCCCUAGAGUCACUUCUGCCUUAUUACCAUUCGAAAACUACCGAAAAUUUCAUACUUGAAUUAAAGGAAAAAAAGUUCAAUAAAGUUCUCUUCCACAUUUAUAAAAAUGAGAACAAGUACUCCAAUGCGCUUUCACUACUUUUAGAAACAAAAAAUGUCGAAAAAGAGUAUAACACUGAUAUUGUAUCCCUAACUGAGUAUAUACUGAAAAAUUGCCCACCCGGAAGUUUGGAAUGUAGCAAAGUUACUGAAAUUAUCGAAAUGAACUUUGAACUUCUUCUUUCAAAGAUUGGCAUUCAGAAAUGCGUGAUAAUAUUCUCUAAUUUCGAUAUUAGUCUUCACCAAGAAAUCUUGAAAGUAAAGAAUGAAGAGAUUCAGCAGAAAUACCUAGAUAAUCUAUUCUCUUUGUCAAAUGUUAGCAAUAAAGUCGAUAAGCGCUUGAGGACUCUAUACAUCGAGUUGAGCAGUAAAUACAAGAAUAAAAGGGAAAUGAUAUUGUGGCUAAACAGGACAGAUCUCAGCAACGCUGAGAGCCUACGUGUAUUGGACUUAUUGAAUCAAGAUUUGAACUUUGAGGCUGCUGCUGUAAUUCACGAACGCUUACAAAAUUAUAACCUUGCAGUCAGGGAUUUAUUGAACUCUAUUGAACAAUGUUUAAAUGAAGGGGAAACUAAUAUGAAUACCUUUUUGGAUUGCUUAAGGAGAGCUUUCGAUGAUUGUAAUUCUGCUGGUACUGGAAAGAAAUCGUGUUGGGUAUUUUUGAUUACAUUUCUAAUCACUCUAUAUGGGCAUUACCCUUCACACAAUGAAAAGAAAGGUCUGUGUAAUAAACUACUGCAAGAGGCAUUUUUGGGAUUGAUUAGGUCCAAAAGUUCCUCUCAAAAGGAUUGGUGUGGAGAAUUCUGGGAAAUAAUGUCUUCUGUUCUUGAGCAUCAAGACGUCAUUUUGAUGAGGGUCCAGGAUUUGAAACAAUUACUACUGAAUGUUUUCACUACUUACAAAUUGGAAAGAUCACUUUCUGGAUUAAUUCAGAAAAUAAUAGAGGAUUCCUCACAAGAUCUAGUCCAACUUUAUAGGAAAUUUUUGAGCGAAGGAUGGUCUAUACACACCGAAGACUGUGAAGUCUGCGGGAAAAAAAUAUGGGGAGCUGGUCUAGACCCGUUACUUUUCCUGGUUUGGGAGAAUGUACAGCGUAACCAAGAUAUGAUUAGCGUAGAUCUCAAGACCCCUCUUGUGAUAUUCAAAUGUCACCAUGGCUUUCACCAGACUUGUCUCGAAAAUCUGGCCCAAAGGCCCAACGAAUACUUUUGUUUAAUUUGUCAAACAGAAUCUAACCCAAAGUGA
This is a messenger RNA of Saccharomyces mikatae IFO 1815, 3819 nucleotides long. RefSeq names its product CORVET complex membrane-binding subunit VPS8 (gene VPS8). Gene Ontology annotation, biological process: protein targeting to vacuole; vesicle-mediated transport; endosomal vesicle fusion. The record is from RefSeq and is a predicted model, not a curated record. The transcript has a single exon. Gene Ontology annotation, cellular component: late endosome; HOPS complex. Lineage: Eukaryota; Fungi; Ascomycota; Saccharomycetes; Saccharomycetales; Saccharomycetaceae. Gene Ontology annotation, molecular function: protein binding. The coding region runs from base 1 to 3819 and encodes 1272 amino acids.